GGCAGGGUAGGGUGCCCUGGCCCUUCGGCUGCUGCUGGGCCGUGCUUCUGGCACAGUCUUGGGGAGCCCGGUCAGGUCGUUGGGGCAGGUGUUUCCUGAAAGCAUCGAGGCUCACCGGCGCGUGGAGGUCACGGUGGGGCAAAAUUUCUUCUGGUCUCUCUGAAGAGAGGUAGUUCAGUUCCAAGAAUUUUAACGUUUACAGUGCCAUGGUCUAGGAGACGUGGUGGUGUCCUGCCAGAGGUUGGAUUCCAUGAUCUCAGAGGUGUUUUCAAACCUGACUGAUUCAGUGAUUCUGUGACACUCGUGCAGAGAGUACCACGGACAGGAUGGGUGUACAGGAACGUGGCGAAGCCAGAGAGUGUAUCCGAUCAUAUGUACAGGAUGGCAAUGAUGGCUUUGGUGACUGAAGACAAAACCCUUAACAAGGACAGAUGCAUACGAUUAGCUUUGGUUCAUGAUAUGGCUGAAUGCAUUGUUGGAGAUAUUGCUCCUGCAGAUAAUAUCUCAAAAGAGGAGAAACACAGGAGAGAAGAGGCAGCUAUGCAAGAACUGACCCAGCUUCUAUCAGAGGACCUCAGAAAAGAAAUCUAUGAACUCUGGGAAGAAUAUGAAAACCAGUCUACUGCAGAAGCCAAGUUUGUAAAACAGUUGGAUCAGUGUGAGAUGAUACUACAAGCAUUUGAGUAUGAAGAAUUGGAAAAUACACCUGGCAGAUUGCAAGAUUUUUAUGAUUCAACUGCUGGAAAGUUUUUUCACCCAGAAAUACUUCAGCUUGUAUCUCUGAUUAACACAGAAAGGAAUAAAAAAAUAGCUGCUACAUCUCGUCCGCAUUCCUGAGGUGCUCCUAAAUGCUGUAGCUAUAAUAAAUACUUUGUUUUAUAUUCUGU
Molecule: messenger RNA, 887 nt
Organism: Corapipo altera (White-ruffed manakin)
Lineage: Eukaryota; Metazoa; Chordata; Aves; Passeriformes; Pipridae
Gene: HDDC2
Product: HD domain containing 2
Exons: 5
Coding region: 373-837 (154 amino acids)
Cellular component (GO): cytoplasm
Molecular function (GO): 5'-deoxynucleotidase activity
Source: RefSeq, a predicted model, not a curated record